Molecule: messenger RNA, 813 nt
Organism: Dentiscutata heterogama
Lineage: Eukaryota; Fungi; Glomeromycota; Glomeromycetes; Diversisporales; Gigasporaceae
Source: the annotation of a GenBank genome assembly
AUGAGUCUAUUCUUCUCCAAUGUUUGUCCAACUAUAGACAAGGGUGACGACCCGAAUGCAUUUGUGCUUAUAGACGAGAAUAGAAAAGUAUCAAGUACAAAUGAUGCAGAGCGAAUAAUUGAAUUAGAAAAGUUAUCAACUCAUAUGAGUCAAACCCAUUCUACCAAUGCAAUAAAAGUAUUUUGGUUUAUAAAAUGUCCUUAUUUAAAACAGAAUUAUCUCAAUAAUUUGAGAAUUGGAAUUUUACAAUAUGUUUUUGUAUUGUAUAUUACAACUGGAAUUGGAUUCGCAUUACAGUAUAAAGGAAAAUAUUGUGAAGAGAUUUUUUCUAUAUAUUUUGGUCAACUCUAUUUGGUGAUUAUUCAAACUGUUUCUGGAUUAGUGGCUAACUUGUGUUUGAACAUGCUAGCAAAACCAGUCGCAAAAUAUCUCGAAUUAAUAGAUAUAAACAGAGGUGUCACUCAUUUAAUUGAAUUAAAGAGUCAAUUAUUCUGGAGAGGAAUUUGUGUCUUUGCGGCACUUUUUGUAAUCACAUAUCAAGGCCACUUUAUUAAUAUACUCGUUUUUUUUGGUCUCAUUAAUUCAACUGAAUACUGGCAACCACUCAACAUUUCAAAAGGAAUUCAAGCAGUUCUAAUAUCAAUAGAAUUGUUUAUAAUAGCAUUAAUUCAAAUAAAAGCAUUUCCAUAUCGCCAAUAUCGACCCGAAAAUAGAGACCGAUCAUCUAUUGUUCGUUCAAUACUUGAUUCGAUGAUCCCGUUUGACUUGAUUAAAGAAUGCCUAUACUUUAUACUUUGUUGUGGUGAGCAAUGA